AUGUCAACCUACGCAGAGAGUACGGGGCCUUUGUUACAUUCUUCAACACGUAGCUCAUAUACACCGUCUAGCCCUUCGCUUUCAGAAUCUGGUACAGCGGUUGAAUCGAUUGCGCGAAGCCCAUCAACUAAAUGUGACGUCUUGCCUCAGUGCGGCCAGGUUUUCGACCGCCAUGACAGGCAAAAUCCGGAGAAAAACCUGGGGUUCCCAUGCCACGGUUGGCCUGCUCUUGUUAAAUUAAUGGCUGAAAGUCCCGGUUUUGAGUCUUUUCAAGUAUUCAGAGACCUCAAUAUCAAAAGUUUGCUCUACUAUCAAGCUGAACUGGUUAGUUUGAGGGAAAAGCUCCAUGAGGUUGAGUGGAAGGACCACCGCAGUGGCGAUUUCCAAUUUUCGGACGAGCUCUGCGCAAGAGUAGACUUCCUGAUAUCGACCGAUAGUGGGACUCUGAAAGCGAAGACCCAGUUAACUUUGAAGUUGGGAGACUUCAACGUGCGAGGCCCUGGCCAAAAGAGCUGGGGUGACCCAGCCGCACCCGAUCCGCAUAAGAGGACUAUCGGAGAGAACUUCGUACAUUUCUUACGGAGUGUGAGCAUCUUCUGGGUGGAACAGCCCAAGAAGAAUCACCCGGACCUUGUUGUCCCCUACCCUCGUAAAGAGACCGACGGACUCACCCGAUGGGUAGCCCAUGAUUGGAUCCCCUUUUGGCAUAGCUUCAAAGAUAAAUUUCGAAGGAACGGAGUACUCCCCACAACUUCCCCAGCUAGUGACGACGAGAAAAGACGGCCUUCAGAUACGUCUAGUGCGCCCACUCUUUCACAGCGGUUGUCGAACGUGAACAUAUUCGGAUGGAUGUCUCCACGAGAUCGCAAUGGUGGAAGGAUUCCUGAUGAACGACCAACUCUCGAAAAAUAUCAGAUCAGUGGUAUGCUCAAAUUUACAUCUUUCGUCACAACUAUUGCCGCUUGUCUACUUCCCAUUGUCGCCAUAGCAGUACUUGCAACCAUCAACAACGACCAGGCUAAAACGAUCGGUUUCAUUGCACUCUUUACCGGAGUUUUUGCAAUUGGUCUCAUGGUACUUACACCUUCAGCUACUUCGAGGACAGAGAUCUUUACUGCUACUGCCGCGUUUUCGGCGGUUCUAGUGGUGUUUGUGCAGAAUCAGGGUGCGUAA
Hyaloscypha bicolor E is the source of this 1173-nucleotide messenger RNA. RefSeq lists its product as uncharacterized. The coding region runs from base 1 to 1173 and encodes 390 amino acids. NCBI's taxonomy places the organism in Eukaryota, Fungi, Ascomycota, Leotiomycetes, Helotiales, Hyaloscyphaceae. The record is from RefSeq and is a predicted model, not a curated record. The transcript is spliced from 3 exons.